AUGCCUUCGGUUCUAAUGCAUUCCACCGUUCCAAUCGAACCAUUUGNUUCGGUUCUAAUGCAUUCCACCGUUCCAAUCGAACCAUUUGUUGAUAUACCCGGACCAUUAGAGGGCUCAUCGUAUGGCAACCUCAUCACAAUACCUCAUGACUGUCUGAAUGGCGAGAAUAUAAAGUGGAGGGUUCGUGCCAAAAAAAUGAAAGAAAGUGAUUCCUUCAAAGUGACCAAAUAUCCCAGCGAACAUACAUGUUCUCUUGAAAUGAGAAUUGGUAACCAUCAACAAGCAAAAAGUUGGCUUAUUGGACACUUAAUAAAGUCCAAAUACGAACAAGUUGGCCGAACCUACCGGCCAAGAGAUAUAAUUGAGGACGUUCGACGAGAAUAUGGAGUGAACAUUACCUACAGACGGGCUUAUCGCACUAGAGAGUACGGAUUGGUGUAUCCACGAGGGUCGCCAAAAGGAUCAUAUGAUGUUGUUAGGGCAUACGACGAGGCACUUAAGCUUAUAAAUUCAAGUACCAUAUUUGAUGUUGAAGUAGAAGACGAACAAUACUUUAAAUACGUCUUCAUGGCACUUGGUCCGUGUAUCAAGGGUUUUCUAAACUGCAUCCUCCCAAUAAUCGUCGUUGAUAGGACCCAUUUGCAUGAGAAAUACAAAGGAAACGUUCCCAAUCUAGUGAUUAAAUUAGAUCGUCACAUCUCAAUUGCAAAGGCAGUUGCAAGGAUAUUCCCUGAUGUAUUUUAUGCCCUAUGUAUAUACCAUAUUCAGAACAAUUUGGUGGACAAAUUCAAGAAUAAGGACAUAAUCUCACAUUUCUACCUAGCGACGAAAGCAUAUAGAAUGUCUAACUUUCAUAUGUAUUGGGCUAAGCUCCAUCAAUAUCCUGGUGUGACGGCCUAUCUUGAGGAGGUUGGAUUACAAUGGUGGGCAAGGGUUUAUCAAGUCCAUUGUAGGUAUGACAAGAUGACGACAAAUAUAGUAGAAUGCCUCAAUGGAGUGUUGAAAGAUGCCCAAGAACUACCAAUAACAAAGCUAUUAGAGCAUAUCCGCGAGUGGCUACAAGGUUGGUUCUAUAUCCGACGUACACACGCAAUGGCAUGCACAAACAAGCUAUGA
Benincasa hispida (wax gourd) is the source of this 1116-nucleotide messenger RNA. The record is from RefSeq and is a predicted model, not a curated record. NCBI's taxonomy places the organism in Eukaryota, Viridiplantae, Streptophyta, Magnoliopsida, Cucurbitales, Cucurbitaceae.